UCUCAGAUACAGGGUCUGAUUUUGGGGUGCUUCUGUGUGGAGCCCAGAGUUGGACUCAUUGAUCCUUGUCAGUCCUUUCCAGCUUGGGAUAUUCUGUUAUCCUAUGAUUCAAAAGAGAGAGUGAAACAUCUCUACAGCCUGCUGUGCAACCUUGCGUGUCCGAAAUACUUCAGUGCCUGCACAGCCUGGAGACUAGCAAGAAAAAUACCGAAAAACUUACCAAACCUUAAACACUGAGCUUUCUGCCAGACAUUUCCAAAGAGGAGCAUCUCCCAGCAACCUUUGAAGCUUGGCUACUUGAAGCCAUGGGUUUCAUUCUGAGUUAAUGGUGUCCAACACAGGAGGUUGGAGUUAUGAAGGACCAUUAUAGACCUCUCUUGGUGACCUAAGGAAAUGACCACAGCAUUACAAGCAAACAAUUUGAAACUGGCUCUUUUCCAGCAUUUAACUGCACACAGAAGACAAAUAGAGCUGCGCGUUGGAGGAGAUAAGGAUACUGACCAGCUCCACGAGGCCCUGACCAGAACCCCCGAUCACAGCAGCCCCAGCACAGCCCGGCCGAGGCCGGUACGGAGGCGGGCUGAGGGCUGGGCCCCCCGAGUACCCCCGAGGGAGGGGCCGCAUUAAGGCAGGGGUGGCCGCCCGUGGCCGACAGAGCCGCGACGGCAGCGGAGCUGGGAGCGGGGAGCGGUGGGCGAUGGCGUGGGGCGGCCGCCUGUGGCUGUGCGCGGCCGUGCUGGGCUGCCUGGCGGCGGCGAGGCCCCACCAGGGAGUUCUUGAAUGCCAUCCUGGUGGACAUCAGAUCCUGCGGAGCCCUUACCGAAGUGUUGAUUUUGAUUCAUCCCACCUCCAGCAGUCAGCUAUUCAGGAUUUAAUAUGCGACCAUUCCCUAGCACCAGGAUGGUAUCGCUUUAUGAUUUUUGAUAAGCCUGCUGAGAUGCCCACCAAGUGUGUGGAGAUGAAUCACUGUGGUACUCAAGCCCCUGUCUGGUUGUCUCUGAAGGAUUCAGAAUCCAUGCCUCAUCCUGGUGAGAUCAAGCAGCUCACAGCCUGUGCGACAUGGAAAUUUUUCUUCAGCACUUCCAAAGACUGCUGUCUUUUUCGAAUUCCUGUCAGCGUGAGGAACUGCGGAGAUUUCUUUGUUUACUUACUACAGCCCACUCAAGGAUGCAUGGGUUAUUGUGCAGAAGGUAGGGCGGCUCCUUCAACAUCUCCAUCUGUGUCACCACCACUACCAGCCAUUCCUGAGGUUGCAGCAGAGUUGAUCAAAGGGAGUAUUUACCUAAGGUGUACAUUUGGCAUUCCUUUUGCAAACAGCUUGGUCGGAUUCAUUGUGACUUGGUCAAGACUUUCUCCUGAAGGCAUCAAAGAAGAACUGAAACAUGAGACAGCAGUUCAUACAUUCUCACUCUUAGAGUUAGAUGGGAUAAACGUCAGACUUGGAGACAGAGUCUACUGUAGCAGUUCUGCUUUCUUCAUGGAGAAGCCAAGCAUACAGAGCAGUCCAGUUGAGAGCAAGGAAUUCUUUGCUGGCAUUAAGAUACAUCCAGAAGUGAAUGAUAUAUCAGAAGAUGGCAAGGAAUACAGGUUGUCAAUAGAAAGCAGAAUCCCUGUUCCUUGUCCUGAAUUUGACCAGGUUGAAAGUGACUGCAGAAUAUCACUAAGAUUGAAUACUGUUGAUGAAGGUAAAGAACAGCUAGGUUUAAACUUGGCUCUUUCUUCUUGUCGUGUGGAUCUUCUCCGAAAACCAUGCAGUAAUGGAAUCUGUAGUCAAGCUACAAUUUAUUUCACUGCUGUGACAGACUUUAUGCAGGAUGGAGACAGAAUUACCAGAAUUGCAGUCGAACCUAUAUCCAGUGAUAAUUUCCUGUGGAAUGGCUACAUUCCAGAAAGCACAAAGAUUACAGUAAAGGAUCUACCAGCUGCCUACUGCUACUCAUUUACUGACCCUCAUAUAAUUACAUUUGAUGGAAGACUCUAUGACAAUUUUAAAACAGGAACAUUUGUUCUCUGCAAGAGUACAGCUCGAGAUUUUGAAGUUCAUGUUCGCCAGUGGGACUGUGGAAGUCUUCAGUAUCCAGCAUCCUGUAACUGUGGCUUUGUUGCCAAAGAAGGAAGUGAUAUAAUUGCAUUUGACAUGUGCAGCGGUCAGCUACAUGAGUCACAGCCACACUUAUCCAUAAUAAGUAGAGACACAACAGGAAGCAAUGUCAGAAUCACUGAAUCCUACCUAGGAAGAAAAGUUACAGUUUUGUUUUCUUCUGGAGCUUUUAUUCGUGCUGAUGUGAGUGAAUGGGGAAUGAGUAUAACGCUUAGGGCACCCAGUUCAGAUUACAGAAAUACAAUGGGACUCUGUGGCACCUUUGAUGGAAGUGCAGAGAAUGACUAUCACACUGCCAAUGGGGUGGAAAUCCCAAACAAUUCUGAUGCUCCUUUGUCUUUUAUAAAGGAAUGGAGAAUUCCACCAGGAAGUAGCUUGUUUGACAAGACACCUGCUUUGUUACCGACUUCUAGGAAAACAGACUUCUGUGACUGCACACUUGAAGAUGCUGGAUUAGAUCGAUCAGCAAAUAAACUGGAGACAGUUUCUAAAUCGGAACUUCCCUUGUCUUGUAAAGACAGUGAAAAUGGUAGAUUUCUUUCUUUGAUACCAGGACUGGAUGUUACUGCUGAGUAUCUCAGUCCUGUUGAUCUUGUCAAAGGCUUAAACAAACGUUCAUCUGUGCAUGAAACGGAUUCCUCUACACUUCUGCAGAAGGACAAUAAUCAAACCAAAUUUCACAAAUCAUCAUCAGUAAGCACACAUGUCUCUGCAACCUCAGAAAUAAGUUCUAGCAUAGAGAAAGAAGGAACUUCAAGCUCAGACAUUAAAAGAAUUUCUCACAGUUACAGUAGUCAUCUUCACAAAAGUCAGUCUGUUACAAGUAGAAGGAAGCGCCAAAGUUAUUAUGAAUAUCAUCCAGUAUUUCUAUUCCAAAGUCUAAGCCAAACGGAUUUAGAGGGGUAUAGGUACUUUUUCCCAGAGGACCACACCACUGACAAAGACAAGAAGUUUCUUCCUUCGUGGCCCACACCUUCUGGCCUCACUGAGUCUAGCGCUCUGGGGCUCUGCCAGCAGGCAGUAGCCAAUUCCAGUAUAGGAAGAGCUUGUGGUGGCCUUCUUGGUAGGAGAAUGGAAGAUGCAAUCAAUAUCUGUGUUAAAGAUUUACUGUUGAAAGAUGACCUCAGAUGGGCAGAAGCUUCAUUAGCUCUUUUAGAGAAUGAAUGUGAGAAGAGAGUUUUAGAAGAAAUAAACUACAAUCAACAGGAACUUGAAGGGUUUGUUGAGAGCCUGCUUAUUGCAUUGAAGUGUCCCAGUCUGUGCAGUGGUAAUGGAGAAUGUACCGAAUGGGGUUGUGCAUGCUUUCAAGGCUAUGGUUCGUACGACUGCAGUAUGCUGUCUGACCAAGCUCCAGAAAUUACAGAGCUGGAAAAUGCUGGGCUAUGUGAUAUUCGUCAGUAUGACUGCACAUCAGUGAGGGCUUUUGGACAUGGCUUCAGGGAGUCAUCAAAUCUGAAGUGUGAAAUUAUCAGAUUGCAGUAUAGUGAUAGCCAGUGGAUUCCUGGAGAGCCUCUGAUUAUGUCAGCUGCCUUCCGAAAUGUUGGGACUGUCGACUGUGAGUUACCAAACAGUGGCCCACAAUCUGAUGUCAUGGAUCUGGUUGAUGAUAAACCCAUUGCCUGGUGGAAAAUAAAGAUUUCUAAUGAUGGAUUAACUUACAGCAAUUCCAAAACGAUGAUAAUAUACGAUGGAGCCUGUCAGAUAUGUGAAGUACAGGAAUCUGGAUUAUGUGCACUAAAGGAGAAAACAUGCAACAUAGAUGGACUCUGUUAUGGUGAAGGUGACACGAAUCCAACCAGCCCUUGCUUACUCUGCAGACCUGACACAUCAAGGUUAACUUGGUCAGUUGUUGAAAACAACCAGCCUCCAGUGCUUGAAACUUUUCAGGGUAUGCUACAGACUUUUUAUGGAGAAGAUUUUGUAUAUCAGUUUUUGGCUUCAGAUCCAGAGGGCUCUGCUAUUCUUUUCACAUUGGAGUCUGGUCCUGAAGGUGCCAGUCUUUCCCCAUCAGGUCUCCUUUUGUGGAAAGCUGUGUCAAAGAAUCCCCAUAAAUUAACAUUUUCUUUGACAGAUGACUGCAAUGCGGAGACUAAGGUAGAAAUAGAGGUCAGGGUAAAUUCAUGUGAUUGCCUAAAUAAUGGCUCAUGUGUGACAAACAUUAAUUUCCCACCUGGAAGUGGGAGAUACCUGUGUGUGUGUGUGGCUGGAUUCGAAGGUGAUCUCUGUCAAGUGAACACUGAUGACUGCAAGAUCCACCAGUGUGGUAUUGGCAAAUGUGUGGAUGGAAUAAACGGCUAUCACUGUGAAUGUCCAGCUGAACUUCAAGGUGAAAAUUGUCAAGAUGACAUAGAUGAAUGUGUAUCCAAUCCUUGCUUCCCUGGACUAUUUUGCUUCAAUACUUUUGGUUCUUACUAUUGUGGUUCAUGCCCGAGUAAUCUACAUGGAGAUGGGAAGUCAUGCUACGAAACCUUUGAAGACAUUUCUGUUGAAAGAAAAGAUUCCAGAGGAGAAGCUGGAGAGAAUAAAGGUUUUGAACAGUCAUCAUUUGACAAGGUCAUAAGCUCUGUUCCCAGUUCUACAAAUGUCCCCGAAAGAUUUAUUUCUAUAGAAAUGGCCAAUACUAGCACUCUAUCAGCCUCCAGAUCAAAAACAGUCACCACUGAGAAGCCAUAUAAUUCUCAGAGAAGUGCUUCUGUGCAACCAAAUGUUACUGAAAACAUUGCUCAUGCUCUUGGUAGCACCAGUGGACACCUUACUGAAACAAAAGGGGCUUCUCCAGAAAACACAGCGAUGACAGUUUCUUCAAGGAGCCAUGCUGUGUCAGCUGAGAAGAAAACAAGGGCACAAGUUGAGGCCUACAGUCAUUUGGAGACUAGCAAGAAGGCUUCUGUUAAUAGUAGAACAAAUACAAGCAAAGGGCUUUCUUUGCCAUACAAAGUAUUUAAAGGUGGAAAUGCUCACAGAGUCCAGCACUUGUUAGCCAAGCAUAGAAUGAGUCCUUUACCUUUUGCUCUUGUUGAAGUGACUGUCCCACCAGAAAUUCUUCCUGAAGACUCAGAUGAAAGAGUGCUUCCUAAAGCAGUAACCUGUGCUGAUCUACCUUGUUUUCCUGGAGUACCUUGUGAGCCGAGUCAGGAUGGUAGAGCCAACUGUGGUCGUUGCCCUUAUGGUUAUUAUGGAGAUGGCUUCACUUGUAAAGGUACUGUGAAGGACUGUACUAAAUGCUUUGCUGAGAAGAAUUUUUUUAUAUAUAGGUAUGUUUAUUGCGCUAAGCAGGACAUGGUUAUGUUGAAAUGCCACUGUUGGUUUCUUUAUUCCCUUCAUUGUUUUCUUAAUUGCCUUUCAGCAAUAUGUAGACAAACAUGUGGCAAAAAUAUGGAGUGUGUGGCACCCAAUAUUUGCAAAUGCAAGCCUGGUUAUGCUGGUUAUAACUGUCAGACAGCUCUAUGCAGACCUGAUUGCAAAAACCAAGGAAAGUGCAUUAAGCCCAAUGUCUGUGAAUGUCUACCAGGUUACAGUGGCUCCACUUGUGAGGAAGCACACUGUAAACCACCCUGUAAAAAUGGAGGCACGUGCCUGGCCAGAAAUCUCUGUACCUGCCCAUAUGGUUUUGUAGGACCACGAUGUGAUACAAUGAUUUGCAACAGGCACUGUGAAAAUGGCGGUGAAUGUCUCACUCCAGACAUCUGCCAGUGUAAAUCUGGAUGGUAUGGACCUACGUGCAGUACAGCGAUGUGUGACCCUGUGUGUCUCAAUGGUGGUUCCUGUACGAAGCCAGGUGUUUGCCUCUGCCCACAUGGAUUUUUUGGAGCCCAGUGCCAGAAUGCUAUCUGCAGCCCACCUUGCAAGAAUGGUGGUCACUGCAUGAGAAACAACAUUUGUACUUGUCCUGACGGUUACACAGGCAGAAGAUGUGAAAAAAGUGUCUGCGAGCCAAGGUGUAUGAAUGGAGGAAGGUGCGUAGGGCCCAAUGUUUGCUCUUGUCCUUCAGGGUGGGGUGGAAAAAGAUGUAAUACACCAAUCUGUCUUCAGGAAUGUAAGAAUGGUGGGGAGUGCAUUGGACCAAGUACAUGUCAUUGUCCUCCACAGUGGGAAGGAAUCCAGUGUCAAACACCUGUGUGCAAUCUGAAGUGUCUGUUUGGAGGCAAGUGUGUGUCACCUAAUGUGUGCUCCUGUCGUCCUGGUUACACUGGAGUCCUCUGUGGGAAGAAAGUUCAGGUAACUGUAGUGUCAAGAUGCCAUUACAGAUGUGGCAAUUUGGAAGGCAUAAUUUAGUCCACCCUUGUCUAGAAAAUCAGCACCAAAUAUACCAGGAGUAUUUUGUCUUGUUUCUUCAUUUCAGUCUCCAGUGAGAGAAAGUUCCUAAAAUUCCUGACUUACUCUAUUAUUUUAUCCAUUCCAGUACUUUGAGAAUUUUUCCCAACACCUUUGUUUCUAAUGAAGUUGAUCAUUUCUUUUCCUGGUGCAACCAUUUAGGGAAUGACUUCAACCAUUACUCUUUUCUAGACCGUAGCUCAUUUUGGGGAGGAGUAUCCCAUUCCUGAUUUUCUCAGCUGGUCAGGUCAAGCCCUAAUAUUUUUUUUAACUACCUACCUACCUACACUGCCACUCAGUGCAUCCCCAUUUCAUGCAAACAUUUAUUAUUGCCAAUGGUAACUUUGGGCAUAGUUUUAUUUUUUUUGCAUGGUAGUGAACCAUGCCCAUUCCUCUGUUCUGUCAUGUUCCUUUGUUUGGGCACUAUCUUUCACUGAAGUUAUUUAAAUCUUAUUAUAACUGUUUUGUGACUUCUGAAGUAGAAAGCAUUCUACUUUUGUCUGCAGCAUCUAUGAUUCUCCUUUUAAUUUCAGCAGAUUUAGAUACUUUUAUGAUGUAGAAUUCACUUGGAGGAGCUGGAAGAUACCUAGUUUUUGCACUGCAUGCUGGUAACAUUCCUCUACAUUCAUCUGUAAUUACAUGCCAGUGUUCAUGGUUGCACUGUUUUCUUUUAAAAACCAUUCAGCUCUUUGGUCUCCUGCAGCAACCGAAACAAUGUAAUCUGUCCUUCCCAUUUCCUUUCUUUUUAAUACUUUGCCACAGUCUUUUAAUGUAAAGUCUAUACUGUGACUUCUAGCUACACCGGUAUUUUUUAGUGAGGAACAGUUAAAAAACAGGGAAAACAGCAACAGAUUUUUACUUUCAUCCAAGCAUUAAUUUCUCCCAGUUGAAACUACUAGGAGUUGAGAUCUUGUUUUGCUUUAUCAAGUACAAUAUACAAUGGCAUUAACAUGUCUGGUCAGAUGUCAGAUAAUUUGCCGGAGAUGGGGGGUAAAUAUGUUUUAGAAAUCAAAACAAUAAAUAACUGCUCAUACACACCUUGAAAAUAUAAAACUAUACGUCAUGAUCACUGUAAAGAUAAAACUGUAAUGUUUGUGGCAUGGAUUUCCAAAAUGCAUCAUAAAAAAAGGAAGUAAUUUAGAUUUAAGUGUCUGGAUAAAUACAUACUUCAAAGCAUCAGGCAUUUUUUCUUACUCUAGAAAAUACAUUGCUGAUCAGUCAGACAGUGCUGUGCCUCUCACUGAUGAAAAUGGCACAUUUUCUUUCUCAAAUAAAUGAACAAGCUGUAGGCACAACCUGAACUUCAUGUUGCGUUUCUCCAUAUCAGGAAAGCAGAGAUUCCUUAAAAUUGUUUCUUAAACAAGGAAGUCUACCUAUUAUAUUUAUUUUUCCUUCCAAGGUACAAAGACAUCGUGGUUGAAGAAAGGAAGUAUAACCAUUAAAUGCUGCAUGGAUCUAUGACACUUGAAAAUAGCAAGAAGUUCUGAAGGCAUUCACAGGUCUUAUUUAAAUGAGAAGAAUAUCCAGAGAGUUUUUUAAAAAUUCAUGUUAGUUGUGAAUUUUUCAAGAGCUUCAGUACAACUUGUAGCAGUUGUAACGCGUAUGUUUCUACAAUUUUUGGUUACCUUGGAGCCUCUGAUUCUUCACCAGAUUCAGAGAUUUCAUGCAUCAUGCAAACCCACAGUUCUGCAGUCUGCUGAUGUAGUCAACUGGAAUAUGUCUGAGCAAGUCUGCAAUAUCUGCUGAGCAUCUCCAGAAAAGCAGACAGCACAUAAUCACUCCGGAAUUGUACAUUCUGUUUUUAAACGUUGUUCACAUAUGUAUUAUUUGGAUACAUACAGAAGGAAGAACAGAGCUUUUUUUUUUUUUCAGCUUGUGUUUGCAUUUGUGUACUCGGUAGUGAGGAAGGAGGGGCAGCCUAAAACAAGACUUCAGUAGUAGUGCAGGCAAGGCCAUAAGGCUCAUUAACAGUCAACUGGCAGCAGACUAAUUAGGGUUUAUCUGUGGCAGGCCUCUGUAUCCAGCAGCCAGAUUCUGACUCUUCUUCAUUACUUACACAUGUGCAUGUGAGUGCAGAACGACUGCUGUGUCUGUAAGGCUCUUUCAUGCUCCUAUUUUGAAACAGCAUUUGGAAAGAUGAGAAAAUAAUGUUUCUUAGAGAAAUGUGACAGUGUUUGACCCAGAGACAGCCCAUGCUGAACCUUAAAAUAGGAGCUGGUAAGAGUGGGAGUUUGCUGCACGUCAUGACAUCUGUAUACAUCAUCUCAGAAAGCAUUUGUAAGCAAUCCAUGUGGGUGCUUCUUCUACUACCUAUUGCUCCAACGAAUUGUUAUCACCAACCAGUGGCAAGACAGUUUUGGAACAAAUAAAAUUCCAGAUUAUUUUAAGCUUCCUUCCUCCUUCUGCCUCUUCUUCAGCAACUGAGCGCUGGUAAUAGACACAAAAUUCCCUUUAAACUAAGCAUGUGAAUUUACCAUUUUGGUUGUUUUUCUUACGAAAAAAAAUAAUCCUCAUUAUUUUUAAUCUUAUGAACCAUAUCCCAUUUACAUACACUGAUUCUGAAUAGAAAGAAAAUCCUGCUCCUUUUGCCAUUUCCCACCACUGUGGGAUGCCAACUGCCACUCAGAGCUGUCGUGAGCUUACAUUUCUCCUCACCUUUCCAAAGCCCUCUUCAUUUGUUCUGCAAAGUCAAUUGGCAUUUUCAGAGCUCAGCACCAUUUCAGAAUGGUAAUUUCUAAGUGCCUGGUGUGUAUUUCAAGAAUGUUUUCAGUCUUCCACUUGCAUUGUAAGUUUCAGCAGCUCCAUCGCUUUUAUUUUUAAUCCAGCAUCCAGGUGGCUGAUAGCCAGAUGUGCUGGGAACUGUUCUAUUAUUUAAAACCUGCUUCACUUGAACUGUUUCCUAUCUCGCAGCUCACAAAGAUCUCUAUGAACAAAACCUGACCAGCUAUUGGAACGGAUGCCUCAGGCUGAAGUCUUGAAUGCACAAUAUUUUUAAAAUGUGGGCAUGCUGAUACUGCAUAAGCUUUUUGUAACAACCCCCACUCCAUGCGUCAUUUAGUUACAGAGGUGGUGUGCUAAAGAAAGAGGUGCCAGGAAUGCUGUUUUGGUUAAUGACUUUGUGCAACCCUCUGUUCACUAAACUGAACCAAUACAAAUGCCGUUCUAGGAUUUCAGGCUGAAUAAAAGGUUUUAGAUAAUAACUUUUAGUAUUUCCCAUUGAUUUUCAUUGUUGCUACAGGCAGAAAUAACUUGUUCUGCAUCUUCCAAAUGCAAGCUGAGCGAAGAAAAGCGCAUCUAGACUUUUGCUACACUAGUUAAAAGCUUGGCACAAAUCUAUGCUGUGUUCCAUUAAGCAUACAAAGCAGGAAAAUUACUAGUGCAGGCGUAGGGACACAUUCUUCAAAACUUCCUUGUAAUUAUGUGAAGCUUUUCUUACUACUGUCCAUCAUAUAUGAAAUAGUAUUCAUUGAAUGUAACUAAAAAGCAUAUUGCAGCAAUGCAGUCAUGCUGGUCAGUAUUACCGCUGCUUAGUCCGCAGAAGCAGCGGAGCUUAUAUACACUGAUAAAAAAAUCAUUCUAAAAUUACAUAGCACAAUCAGAAAGCAGGCCAAAAAGAGGAACUGGGGGCUUGGAACGGGGGAUUAGAGGGUCUGCUGCAGGGUAACUUGUGCCAAGCUGAAAUCUCUUAUGCUGAUUCUUAGCAUAUUAGAAAGGUUGCAGUAACAGGAAAAGCUUUUUGUAUCAGUAAAUCAUUGUUAUGGUGUACGUAUGUCAAAGUGUCUCCAUCAGCAUGAACAGAGUUAGAGCCAGAAGUCACUUGGCAAAGAGGAGCAAGCCAAAGGUAAGCUAAAUCAACACGGCACAUGAGUAUUGUUCUCUUCACUGAAUUUUGUUGCACAGUUUCCUUUAGUACAUGAGGUAACUACAUAUGUCAUCUGACUGUACUAAAAUUGCUCUGCAGGCCAGCAGAAGUUCUUAAGUGCAGAUUAAACUUUGCCCAUGAUCUUUAAAAUGCUGCUUACUGAGUAUUUUCUGAAGGAAGCAGUCACUCGCAUCUCAGAAGAAGCUACAGAUCUUAGCAAGGACUUACCUUGCUACAUCCAUAUCCAUAUUACCCAAGAUUUCAAAAUAAGAACAAAAUAAAGUGGGCCACAUCUGAAAGUUUCACUCUUUUUACAGGUGUUAAUAUCAUAGCUGAGAACAGAAACUGAGUUUGCAUUUCCAUCUAACAAAAGCAAACCCUUGAAGAAUAAUCGAUGCAAAUUGUAACAUAAGCGAGUAGAAAACCUUUCCCUUCUUGUCAAAUCAGAUGUAUCUAUUCCAUUGCUUGCCCAAGUGAGAAAAUCCAGUGUUUAAAUUCUCAGAUAAGCAUUAACACUGGGGUACAUAUACAGAACCGUUUAGGUAGGAAGAGGUUUGCAGUGACUAAUGAGGUUUAUGCUGUUUCUCUUCUAAGAAGGUAGCAUGUGCCAUAGUUGGGUUAAUUUAUUUAACUUUCUCUCACAACUCAGUUUAGAAAAAUUAUUUGAUCGAAGAGAACCACAUUAACUCUAUUCUUGGUACAACCACUGAUCACGGAAUACAACAUUUAAAUGGUAAAUUACACAUUACAUAAUAAACAAACGCUUCUCAGCCUUCCAUGCACACUCUUAAAAUGAGAGAAUAUCAGAAAUGCAACCAAUGCACCUCCCCUACAAUUUCCUCAGUCAUUUUAAGGAGAAUCAGAGCAUCUGUAUAAGGCAGUGUGCUUAGUUCUAAUAUAAAAAAAAAACCUGUUCUGUCUGCAAAGUUACCUUUUCAUUGGAAGAUACGCCUAGCCCCGAAAACAGCAU
Numida meleagris (helmeted guineafowl) is the source of this 11247-nucleotide messenger RNA. It is a transcript of the gene VWDE, whose product is annotated as von Willebrand factor D and EGF domains. Gene Ontology annotation, cellular component: cell surface; extracellular region. The record is from RefSeq and is a predicted model, not a curated record. Gene Ontology annotation, biological process: anatomical structure development. The transcript has 29 exons. Gene Ontology annotation, molecular function: signaling receptor binding; calcium ion binding. The coding region runs from base 698 to 6376 and encodes 1892 amino acids. Lineage: Eukaryota; Metazoa; Chordata; Aves; Galliformes; Numididae.